Penicilliopsis zonata CBS 506.65 is the source of this 2411-nucleotide messenger RNA. RefSeq lists its product as hypothetical. Lineage: Eukaryota; Fungi; Ascomycota; Eurotiomycetes; Eurotiales; Aspergillaceae. The transcript is spliced from 3 exons. The record is from RefSeq and is a predicted model, not a curated record. Gene Ontology annotation, biological process: peptidyl-serine phosphorylation; intracellular signal transduction. Gene Ontology annotation, molecular function: protein serine/threonine kinase activity; ATP binding. The coding region runs from base 126 to 2090 and encodes 654 amino acids. Gene Ontology annotation, cellular component: spindle pole body.
CAGACCGACUUUUCUUUUCCCCAUCGCCUCACAAAAAAUAGACGAGCCAUAAAGAGAGAAAGAGAGAAAGACAAGAGGGAUAGGAAAAAGGAGAGGAGAUCUCUAUAUUCUUGACGAAGCCCGCCAUGAUGACCGUUGAUGUCACGGCUGAGACGGCCGAGCGCCAUGGGCUGCGUCUGCCCAACCCUCCACCGCUGUUACACACUCGGUCGAGUCACGAACCCUUCGAUCGUCCGUCGACGCCUGCUGAGAAUGGUUUCACCAGUCCUGUCCAGACGCCUCAGGGCAGCCCCAGCAAGAACCGUUAUCCGCCGGGGUCCAUUGACCUGCCGAACGUCUUUGAGAAAGCGCUGAAGUUGACCCCGUCGACGCCCAACAAUGCCGCCUACCAGCACCCCAUGUUUGGCACCCCUAAGAGCGGCGAGUUCAAUGAAAGCGUUAUCCACCAGCGGCCGGUCAGUCCUACCCGCCAGGGCAACAAGGAGAAUAGGCCUCCGAGCCCGACUCGGCUGGGCAAGGAUCUGGGGCUCAAGACCAAUGCGGCGGCCAUCUCGCGCCAGGAGCCGUAUCAGGCCAAGGAUCCGGACACCGUGCAGCGGAGACAGGUGCAGCUUCGAGGCCUGACCCCAGAGGAGAUGGAGAAACUGCAACAGCCGCGGGUCAAGCGCCUGGUGAAUGUCACUCAGCUUUAUUUCCUUGAUCACUAUUUUGAUCUUCUCAGCUAUGUCCAUAACCGUCAGACCCGCCACUCACAGUUCCGCGCCGCAUACCCAGACCCCCCCGCCACUCCGAUGGACGAGUACGAACCGGCCUUGCUCAAGUAUCUCGGUCGCGAGCGGGCCAACCUGCGCAAAAGACGCACUCGUCUCCGCCAGCAUGAUUUCCAGAUCCUGACUCAGGUGGGCCAGGGAGGCUAUGGACAGGUGUAUCUGGCGCAGAAGAAGGACACGCGCGAGGUCUGCGCGCUCAAGGUCAUGAGCAAGAAACUGCUGUUCAAGCUGGACGAGAUCCGCCACAUUCUGACGGAGCGCGACAUCUUGACGGCAGCCAAGAGUGAAUGGCUGGUGAAGCUGCUCUACGCUUUCCAGGACGAGAGUCAGAUCUACCUAGCCAUGGAGUACGUGCCUGGAGGCGAUUUUCGCACCCUGCUGAACAAUACCGGCGUCCUGCACAACCGCCACGCCCGCUUCUACAUCGGAGAAAUGUUCUCCUGCGUCGAUGCCCUCCACAUGCUCGGUUACAUCCACCGUGAUCUGAAGCCCGAGAACUUCCUGAUCGAUUCCACGGGCCACGUCAAGCUGACCGACUUUGGUCUGGCCGCCGGCAUGCUGAACCCGGUCAAGAUCGAGUCGAUGCGUGUCAAGCUGGAGGAAGUGGGCAACACCCCUGUUCCCUUUGGCCGGCCGAUGGAGCAGCGGACCAUGGCUGAGCGCCGGGAAGGCUACCAGUCGCUCCGUAAGCGCGAGGUCAACUACGCCAAAUCCAUCGUCGGCUCACCCGACUACAUGGCGCCGGAAGUGCUCAAGGGGGAGGAGUAUGAUUUCACCGUCGACUACUGGAGUCUGGGGUGCAUGCUCUUCGAAGCCCUUGCCGGGUACCCGCCCUUUGCCGGCGCCACCGUCGACGAGACAUGGCAGAACCUGAAGCGUUGGCAGAAGGUGCUGCGCAAACCCGUGUACGAAGACCCCAACUACUUCCUCUCACGCCGGACGUGGGAUCUCAUCACGCGUCUGGUGGCGGCCAAGGAGCAGCGGUUCAAGAACAUCCGCGAGAUCCACGAGCACGAGUACUUUGCCGAAGUCGACUUUGCCAAUCUCCGUGAGCAGCGUGCCCCCUUCGUGCCCGAGCUCGAUUCCGAGACCGACGCCGGCUACUUUGACGAUUUCACCAACGAAGCCGACAUGGCCAAGUACAAGGAGGUGCACGACAAGCAACGCGCACUGGAAGAGAUGGCCGACCGCGAGGACAAGAUGAGCAAGGGCUUGUUUGUCGGCUUUACUUUUCGUCAUCGCAAACCAGAUGGAUCUGGCGCUCGCAGCUCGCCCCGCAAGGCGAUCCCAACUGAUGGAUCAUUCGGCACGAUGUUCUGAAUUAUCUUCUCUUCUUUAUUUUUUUUUUUUCACUUCAUUCUCUAUUAUUCGAUACGGCGAGCUGGUACUCGAUUCGUCUAUACGUGAGUUUCAUUGGCUGAGAUUGAAUGGCCUGGCCCGGGGAUAUCAUGGGUUUCAUUCUUCCUCUUGUUUUUUUCUUAUCCCAAAAUGAUUUUUAUUCCCUUUCCUUUCCUUUCCUUUUUUAAUGUGAGCGGGUGCAGUUCUAUUUUGCUUGCUGGAGAUAAUAUGUUACUGGUACUCGGCAAGGGUUUCCCCCUGGUUUUCCUGGCGUUGUAUGAUAGAGACCCAUCCGCUGGGCAA